AUGAGACCAAUUCAACUCCCUGAACCGCCGAGCCCUACCGCCCAUAGAGGUACUCCUGAUAUCUUUGAAUCUGGAGUUCAUACCUUCGUCCGACGCGCCGUCGUUAUCGGUAACGGUUUCUCCGCCUCCGAGAAUCAGAGUAUCGGAUUGGUUCACGCACUUGGUUUCUCUGAGAACUAUUUCUUAUAUCGGGUUACCAGGCCUAAAGGAGGAGUUAAUGAGUGGCUUCAUUGGCUUCCAGUCUCCCUCCAUAAAAAAAUAUAUUAUAUUGUAAGAACGGUUGGCAAUUAUUCCCACCUACUGUUGAGAUCUCAACCAAAGAAGCUCAAGCCUUCAGAAAAUGGUGUCAGUGACGGCUUGUUAGGUGUCUUAGAAGCUGAUACAAAGCAAAUAGUAAAGUUUGCUCAUGAAACUUAUGAGAAGGAAGGACCUUUGUUGGUGGUUGCAUGUGGAAGAGAUACCAUUUCUACUGCAAGUUCCAUAAAAAGCUUAGCAUCUCAGAAUGUUUUUGUCGUUCAGAUACAACAUCCAAGAUUGCAUUUGAAUAGGUUCGACAUGGUGAUUACACCUAAGCAUGACUAUUAUCCUCUGACUCCACAAGGACAAGAACAAGUUCCCCGGCUUAUUCGAAGUUGGAUAACUCCGCGUGAUCCUCCGGAUAGUCAUGUGGUUCUCACAACUGGAGCUUUACAUCAAAUAGAUUUCACUGCAAUACGUAGUGCUGCUGCUACUUGGCAUGAUGAAUUUGCCCAUGUCCACAGGCCCUUGCUCGCUGUCAACAUUGGAGGCCCAACACGUAACUGUAGAUAUGGUGGAGACCUUGCAAAGCAGUUAGUGGCCUCUUUGCUCAGUGUUCUUACUAGUUGCGGGAGUGUUAGAAUAUCCUUUACAGAGAAGACUCCUCAAAAAGUGGCCAACAUCAUAACGAAAGAACUUGGAAAUAAUCCAAAAGUUUAUAUUUGGGAUGGGCAAGGACCUAACCCACACAUGGGCCAUCUAGCUUGGGCUGAUGCAUUUGUUGUCACAGCUGAUUCCGUUAGUAUGAUAAGUGAAGCUUGCAGCACAGGGAAGCCCGUUUACGUUGUGGGGUCUGAGCGUUGUAAAUGGAAGUUUGCCGAAUUUCACAAAUCAUUGAGAGAGCGGGGAGUUGUUCGGGCUUUUACAGGUUCCGAGGAUAUAUCGGAGAGUUGGAGCUAUCCACCCCUUAACGAUACUGCUGAUGCAGCUAACCGAGUUCGUGAAGCGCUUGCUGCCCGAGGGUGGAAGCUGAAGAUAUAA
This is a messenger RNA of Vicia faba (fava bean), 1278 nucleotides long. The record is from the annotation of a GenBank genome assembly. Lineage: Eukaryota; Viridiplantae; Streptophyta; Magnoliopsida; Fabales; Fabaceae.